AUGAAGACUGCCAGGGGCGAUGAAAGGCAACAAGUUCUACGAGCUCAGUCAGACCACCUGAACAUGGUGAUGCAGUGGCGGACUGCCCAGACAAGAAUGAACCACUUGUCUGAGGAUGCUCUUCGCCCUGGCAGGAAAGACAACCAGCAUGAACUGUUCAAGGUGGAUGUGGAUGCCUGCGACGAAGCCAAAUUUCGUGUGCCUCGCAAUACCUCCAACGCCAAAGCCUUGGAGGCAGUAUGGCGCCCGCAGUUGCAUCUUCAUGGUGCUUUAUUCUGGGGAGUAGUUGAGUGCUAUUGGAUUUUGGAAGGUGAUGUUUUCAAAGACUCGUCUACUGAAGCCACGAUCUUUUCAUAUGCCAUGGAUGCUGCCAUGGGUGAGCUGAAGAAGCGUGGUACCAGUUUGCCACACCACGGCGUCCUAGAGGUGGGUUGUAGCAAAUGCUACUUUCAGUUUUGUAUGGGAAUUAUUGAGCAUCCAUCAUUGCUUUGGAGCAAGUGA
Molecule: messenger RNA, 501 nt
Organism: Durusdinium trenchii
Lineage: Eukaryota; Dinophyceae; Suessiales; Symbiodiniaceae
Source: the annotation of a GenBank genome assembly